Salpingoeca rosetta is the source of this 2470-nucleotide messenger RNA. RefSeq lists its product as uncharacterized. NCBI's taxonomy places the organism in Eukaryota, Choanoflagellata, Craspedida, Salpingoecidae. Bases 312 to 2282 code for a protein of 656 amino acids. Gene Ontology annotation, molecular function: protein binding. The record is from RefSeq and is a predicted model, not a curated record. The transcript has 14 exons.
GAAAAUUAUGAACAUCGUCUGCAUUUUUCAGCAACCACAGCUUCAAGCAAGCAAGCAAGCAAGUCAAGCAGGACAACUGGCUGACUGACUGUGUGCUGGUGGUGUGGCUGUGUUUGUGUUUGUGUGUUUGUGUGUUUGUGUGUUUGUGUGUUUGCGUGUGUGUUUGUGUGUGUGUGUCAGCGGAGGAAGAAGCUGGGCGAGUGGCAGUGCUGUGCUGUGCUUGUAGUGGCAGCACAACAAGGGAAGGGCGAAGCUGUGCCUCUUGAAGUCCAGCUGGGUUCACUUUUGCGUGAACUCGCUUUCACGGUAGCAUGGCAUCCACGCUGUCGUACAUCAUCCGGGAAAGGGAAGAGGAGCCGGGCCAUCGGUUUGGAGUGAAUGCACUGGCCGUCAGCUCUGACGAGUCCGUGCUGUUCUCUGCUGGCCGGGAUGGCGUGGUUCGGGAAUGGACCAUUGGCCCAAGUGGUGAUGGGAAGGAAAAGGCAGGCGUACCAAAGCCAACAUACCGCCGCUGCUACGACCAGCACGCCAACUGGGUCAACGACGUUGCCCUUUGUGAAGACCUGGGCUACGUCCUCACAGCUUCCUCUGACCACAACGUCAAGAUCUGGGACAACAGGCGAUGCUCCCUCGUCGCCACUCUGCAGAAGCACAACGACUUUGUCAGGGCCAUCUCCUAUUCAAAACACGCCCACAAAUUUGUGACGGGCGGCCUUGAUCGCAGACUCGUGUAUUGGGACAUUGAACGCACAAAAGUCUCGUCAGACAUUGACAUGCGCAGCCACCCACAGAGCAUCUACGCGUGUGCUAUCAACCCUGGUGGCACGGUGAUCGCCACAGGAUCCACUGAUAAGAUGAUACGGCUGUUUGAUCCGCGCACGAAGACGCGUGUGGGCAUGCUGAGUGGACACGGGGACAUGGUGAAGGCGCUCGCCCUCAGCCCUGACGGCCGCACCAUUGUGUCCGGCAGCUCAGACCAGCUGGUGAAGGUGUGGGACGUGUCAUCGCUCAAGUGCAUCGCAACUGUCGCCCCGCACACGGACAGCGUCUGGGCGCUCGCCGUGGACAAGGCAUUCUCCCGCGUGUACAGCGGAGGUCGUGACGGCCUCGUGUACGAAACAAACCUGGCUGCUGCGUCCGCUGGUGACGAUGACGCAACACGUCUCAUCUGCCAGACACAACACCGCGUGCUCGGGCUCGCUGUAACGGACGCAAGCGUGUGGGUGUCAACCACCGCAUCCGACAUCACAAGCUUCAGUCGGACAGAAACGAAUCAGGAGACGCCACAGAGCGUCAUUCCAGGGCUGCCUGGGCUGGUUGAGCACCACGUGAUGCGCAAUCGGCGGCACGUGUUAACAAAGGACACGGCGGGCGCUGUUGCCAAGUGGGACAUGCUCACGGCCACCAAGAUCGAGGACUGCGCCGGUGCAGACUACGAGACGGAGGUGAAGCGUGAUGUGGACAUCAUGCGGCUCCCAUCCUGGUGCACUGUGGACACAAACGUCGGCCUGGUCACUGUCACUCUCUCCCCGGGCACAGCAUUCAAGUGCCGGGACUUGGUAAACCCAAACGACGCGAGUGACGACACCAGCAUGAACUUUGGCGAGUGUGUGAUCCAGGCGCUGCUGCGCACGUACCAGGAGGUUGCGCUGGCCUCCAAGCACCGGCUCAGCCAUCCAAACGACCCGCAGUCCGCACAGGAGCUCGAGGCCCACUAUCGCGACGUCAACUUUGAACGACAGCUGACACACAACUACUUCUCCAUUCCGCAUCACACGCCCUUCUACUUCACCCAGCAUGUGGGCGGCGCUGCUGUUUCUGCUGUCUUCAAACCGGCGCGGAUCCGUGUGGCCAUGGGAAAGGUGGAGGAGGCCGUCCCUGAUUGGAUCAGGAAAUGCCUCUUCACCCCACAUGAUGCGCUUACACCGCCGACCAGCAGCAGCAGCAUCACGUUUGUGAUGAUUGCAUGUCACGGCACGCCGUCCCUCGCCAAGAAUCGGCUGACGUGCUUCAGCUACCUGCCCGUGUGGCGCGUCAGCCACUACAUCUUCGAGGUGUCGACGAAAGUGAACACACUCGUCAAAGAACACGCGGGCAAGACGCCGCAGGGGCCCGAGAUUUACGAUUACGUCGAGAUUCUGCAUGGCAGCGAGGUUUUGCAUCGGGACACGCAUCUUGCGUACGUCAACUUCCGCUUUGGGAAACGCGACAAAGAGUUGGAGCUGAAAUUCCGCCUUGCACACAAGCACCGUCCAGCCAUCUCUGUCGAAGACGAUGCGUGAUGGACGAAUGAACAAUGUACUUGGCUGUGGUGGUGGUGAUCAUGAAGAUGAUGGACGUGUGGAUGAAUGCGCGUGCUUGCCAUGCGUUUGGUGGUGGUGUGUUCUUUGUUGUUACCCGGACCAUCACUCUCACGCACUGGUGUGCUGGAGUUAUAAUUGAACUUUUCGCCUUUGGACGGAGGAACAAC